This is a messenger RNA of Castor canadensis (American beaver), 4131 nucleotides long. RefSeq names its product signal transducer and activator of transcription 2 (gene Stat2). The record is from RefSeq and is a predicted model, not a curated record. Gene Ontology annotation, biological process: signal transduction; regulation of DNA-templated transcription. NCBI's taxonomy places the organism in Eukaryota, Metazoa, Chordata, Mammalia, Rodentia, Castoridae. Gene Ontology annotation, molecular function: DNA-binding transcription factor activity; DNA binding.
GGAACCGUGAGCUCUUGUUUUGGCUGUGGACUCCAGUACGCUUUGGUGCGUCGGGUUCUAGACGCCUGCCGAAAUCGUGGGCGGGGUGUGAAACCCUGGUAUCUGAGCUUGGUUUAAGGACUGGAAGUCGCGCUCAUAGCCACUGGAGGGAGCGGGUACCUCGACCCCAAUAAGAGCCCAAAUGGCACAGUGGCUGAUGCUGCAGAAUCUUGACAGACCCUUUCUGGACCAGCUACACCAUCUCUACUCACAAAGCCUCCUGCCAAUGGAUAUUCGGCAGCACUUGGCUGCCUGGAUUGAAGACCAGAACUGGAAGGAAGCUGCACUAGGCAAUGAUAAUUCCAAGGCCAACCUGCUGUUCUUCCACUUUCUGGACCAAUUGAACUAUGAAUGUGGCCGCUGCAGCCAGGAUCCUGAUUGCUUGUUGCUACAACACAACUUGCGAAAAUUCUACCGAGACCUUCAGGCCUUUCCCCAGGGUUCUACCCAGUUGGCUGAGAUGAUCUUUAAUCUCCUUCUGGAAGAACAAAGAAUUCUGAAUCAGGCUCAGAGGGUUCAACUAGUGGAGCAAGGCAAGCCAGAUCUUGAAGCACCUGUGGAAAGCCAACAGCUUGAGAUUGAAUCCCGGAUCCUGGAUUUAAGAACUAUGAUGGAGAAGCUGGUGAAAUCUGUCAGGCAACUGAAAGACCUGCAGGAUAUCUUCAGCUUCCGAUACACAAUUCUUAACCAAGGGAAGACACCCUCUGGACACCCCCACUGGAGCAAAGAGCAUCAGCUUGUGCAGAAAACUGCUAAUGAAUUGGACAAAAGGAGAAAGGAGGUACUGGAUACCUCCAAAGCACUGGUAGGCCGGUUAACUACCCUAAUCGACCUACUGCUGCCAAAGUUGGAUGAGUGGAAAGCCCAGCAGCAAAAAUCCUGUAUUGGUGCCCCACUGGACCAUGGGUUGGAACAGCUGGAGAAAUGGUUUACAGAAGCAGCAAAGCUGUUGUUUCAUCUGCGGCAGUUUCUUAAGCAGCUAAAGGAAUUGAAUCGCAUGGUUAAAUAUGAGGGUGAUCCUUUUAAAAAGGGGGUGGACCUGCAGAAGGCCCAAGUCACAGAAUUGCUACAGCGUCUCCUCCACAGAGCCUUUGUGGUUGAAAAGCAGCCCUGCAUGCCCCAAACUCCCCAUCGACCCCUUAUUCUCAAGACGGGGAGCAAGUUCACUGUCCAAACAAGGCUGCUGGUGAGACUCCAGGAAGGCAAUAAAUCUCUGAUGGCGGAAGUCUCCAUUGACAAGUCAGUUGGGACAUGUGAAGGGAAUCCUCCUCAGUCACAAGGCUUCCGGAAGUUCAACAUUCUGACCUCAAACCAGAAAACUUUGACUCCGGAGAAGGGACAGAGGCAGGGCUUAAUUUGGGAUUUUGGCUUCUUGACGCUGGUGGAGCAACGUUCUUCUGGUUUCGGAAAGGGCAUCAAUAAGGGGCCAAUGUCUGUGACAGAGGAAUUGCACAUAAUCAGCUUCACAGUUGAAUAUGUCUACCAGGGUCUGAAGAUGGAGCUGAAAACCGACACUCUCCCUGUGGUGAUUAUUUCUAACAUGAACCAACUCUCCAUUGCCUGGGCCUCCAUUCUCUGGUUCAAUCUGCUCAGCCCAAACCCCCAGAACCAGCAGUUCUUCUCCAAUCCCCCGGAUGCUCCCUGGAGUUUGCUGGGCCCUGCUCUCAGUUGGCAGUUCUCUUCCUAUGUUGACCGAGGCCUCAAUCCAGAGCAGCUGGGCAUGCUGAGGGACAAGCUCUUUGGACCGAACUGUAGAAUGGAGGAUGCAUUGUUGUCCUGGACUGACUUCAGUAAGCGAGAGAGCCCCCCUGGCAAGAUACCAUUCUGGACAUGGCUGGACAAAAUUCUGGAGCUGGUGCAUGACCACCUGAAGGAUCUCUGGACUGAUGGACGCAUCAUGGGCUUUGUGAGUCGGAGCCAGGAGCGCCGGCUGCUGAAGAAGACCAUCUCUGGCACCUUUCUACUGCGCUUCAGUGAAUCUUCAGAAGGGGGAAUUACCUGCUCCUGGGUGGAGCACCAGGAAGAUGAUAAGGUACUCAUCUGCUCUGUGCAGCCUUACACCAAGGAGGUGCUGCAGUCACUCCCACUGACAGAAAUCAUCCGCCACUACCAGCUACUUACUGAGGAGAACAUCCCAGAGAACCCAUUGCGCUUCCUCUAUCCCCGAAUCCCCCGUGAUGAGGCGUUUGGGCGCUACUAUCGGGAAAAAGUUAAUCUCGAAGAACAGAGGAAGUAUCUGAAGCAUAGGCUCAUUGUAGUCUCUAACAGACAGGUGGAUGAGCUGCAACAACCACUGGAACUUGAACUGAAGCCAGAACUGGAGCCAUUAAAUUUGGAGUCAGGGCUGGCACCAGAGCCAGAGCUAGGGCUGGACCUGGAGUUAGGACCAUUGCUGGAGGCAAGGCUGGACCUGGGUGCAGAGCUGGAGCACAAGCUGGAGCCCUUGCCAGAGCCCAAACUAGACCUGGUCUUACAAAGAAUGCCAGAACCAGACCUGAGACCUGUAUUACAGCCAGUGCUGGAGCCAGAUUUGCCCUGUGACCUGCGACACUUGGAUACUGAGGGAAUGGAAAUCUUCAGAAACUGUAUAAAGAUUGAUGAUAUCAUGCCACAUGGUGACCCGCUGUUGGCUGGCCAGAACACGAUGGAUGAGGCUUACAUCUCCUGCCCCAGCCAUUUCGACACAGAUGAACCCUUGAUUACUUCUGAUUACUAGGACUACAUUUCUUGUUAUUUCUAUAUCUUUUGCCCCUCUUUCCUCCCCCAUCAUGAUGGUGCUCUCCAAGGAUGGAAAUCAGACAUUCUAAGGUAGAUUAACCAUGAGGUUGAGAGUGAGAAGUGAAAGCACAAUAUGGGUAUGAAAGGGGCACCAAAGACUCAGAACAGAUGCUAGCCAUAGUUCUGAAUAGGAUCCCGGAGGCUGUCUGCUCUCUUGGGAGGUAUAGGGGUCCUAAGGGUAGGCCAGGACGGUUGGGAGGUUCUUGAAGGGCCCAGGGCAGUAGCUUCUUUUCAGUAUGAAAGGAUUUCAAUAUUUUAAUAGUUGGUAGGGUGGGGAGCACAGACACAAGAUAGAAUUCCGUAUUUCUCUGUGUCCCUCUCCCUCUCCUUUCCCCCUUUCUCCCCUCCUCACUUUUGUCUCUUUCUCUUUUUUUUGUCUCUCUGCUGGGUAUUAUCAAACCCAGGGCAAGUGCUCUUACCACUGAGCUAUACCCCUAGCCCUUCAUUUCUUUCUCUGGUUCCUUCAUGUCUAGUAUAACCUUUUUCUUUCUUCUUCCCUUCACUCCAUUCCUAACUCCAGUCCUAAAUUUCUUCUUUUCAUUUAGGGACUGAGCACUUUCUGUCUUAGCCCACCAUGUGAAGCUCUGCCCUGAGGAAGGGUGUAGGAGAUAGAACUCUUUUUUCCAGUCUCCUGCUCUUCUCUGCCCCAUAAACUGCCUACAUCCAUUCCUUAUAAAAUAAUCCUGCCACUAUAAUGUGGCAGCAAAACUUUGCACGCUACUUUAGGCUGCUUAGUCUCCACCUCCCCAGGCUUAAGAGACAAAGCACUCCUGGAGGCUGGGGUGGAGGGUUACUGGGAAUUUGAGAAUUGCUUUUUUUAUAGUAUUAGGUAGAAUUUGGUGUUUUUAUAAGAGAAAGAAAAGCACUGGGUCUUAGCUAGUUUACUAAUAAGAUAUCAUCCCUUCUUUUGUACAAUACAUUGUUUACCUGAAAAGAAGAUUUUUCUAUUCCUUGAGUGUGGGCCAAAUUCUUGAAGGCUUCUGAUAAGGCUCUGGGCAUUCUCAUACCUUAGCCAUUCCUGGGGAUCCCUAAGGGCAACUGCCAUUGCUCUAAGGUGUGUUUCUAUGUAACUUGAGAUGUAAACAAAAGUUAGGCCCUGCACAUGUGGCUGUUCAGUCCUGUUCAGAAAUGGGCCUUUUUGAGCAUAAGUGACUAAUAAACUUUGUGCUGACCUGGAAGUAUCUUAUCUCAGAAUUUCUUUACUUCUCUGCUCACAAAUACUAAUGUCCUUAAGGACAUCAACAUCAAAUCAUGGCCUCUCUUCCACCUGCUCUACUGUGCUCUGCCUGCCAUGUUUCUUCUUCCCUCCCUAUU